Messenger RNA from Vicia villosa (hairy vetch), 1098 nucleotides. RefSeq names its product F-box/kelch-repeat protein At3g23880-like. Gene Ontology annotation, molecular function: protein binding. Bases 1 to 1098 code for a protein of 365 amino acids. Lineage: Eukaryota; Viridiplantae; Streptophyta; Magnoliopsida; Fabales; Fabaceae. The record is from RefSeq and is a predicted model, not a curated record. The transcript has a single exon.
AUGUAUUGUCGAGGACAUCAAAACGGCACUGUUUUAACUCUUUCUCCAAAUGGUGAUGAUUUAUGUUCUCAUCUUCCGGAAGAACUCAUUGUUGAAAUCCUCCUGAGACUUCCGGUAAGAUCCCUCCUUCAAUUAAAAUGCAUUUGCAAAUUAUGGAAAACUCUUGUUUCAGAUUCUAAAUUUGUAAAGCGCCAUCUUCAAAUCUCAACUGUUGAACCAAACUUAAUCCACCAGCGAUUGUUCUUUUAUCAUUUGGGUGAACCCUGCAAAAUCUUACAUAUUCCUUUAAAGACAUUAUUCGGACACCUAUUACCUCCCGUUAGCUCUAGCGGGAUGACGAAGCACCCAUAUUGGAUUAUAGGUUCAUGCAAUGGAUUGUUAUGUUUGUAUGAUCGAACUCGACAUUGUGUCAAACUGUUCAACCCUUCUAUCAUGUUCAAAUCCAAAAAGUCACCAAGUGCUUUUUCUCUUGAUUGGAUGAUCAGGCACCAUGGCUUUGGAUAUGAUCAAGUUAAUGACAAGUACAAAGUACUACUUGUUAUGCGAAAUAAGAAUGAUCCAAGUCAACCUUUAACCAAAAUUUAUACCUUUGGUGAAGAUUCUUGGAAAAUUAUUCAGAAUUUACCGGGAUAUCCUCAAGUGUAUUUGGGGAAAUUUGUCAGUGGCACUUUAAAUUGGAUAGCUGGAAAAAGAGGUGUAAUUCUUUCCUUUGAUUUUGAGAAGGAGACUUACAAGGAAGUGUUGUUCCCUCAAGAUGAUGGUGAUAACGAAACUCUAUAUGUUUUAAAUGAUUGUCUUGGUGUGUGUCAUGUGUCUAACAAAACUAAUUGGAUUGCGUGGUUGAUGAAAGAGUACGGAGUUGUUGAGUCAUGGACAAAAUUUAUGAUCAUCUCUCUUGACAAGUUCAACAAACAACCUUCUAGUGUUAUUCCCACGUUCGUUUCAAAAAAUGUUGUUCUUCUAAAGAACGAAUAUACUUCCCAAUUUAUCCGGUAUAACUUAAGUAGUGGUCAGUUGGAUUAUUUAUUGAAAAGUACCAACAAUAUUAGGAUCAAUCUACAUAUUUGCUAUGAGAGUCUUGUAUCCCUGCCAUGGUAA